AUUUUGAAGAAUUAUAUAAUGUCAUUAUUUUACCAUUUAAUAAAAUUAAAUUUCAAGAACCAGAGGAACCUAUAGAUAUCAAUUUAGAGCAUACUACUUUACAACCAUAUAUUAAUAAACAACUAGGUAUUGAUUCCAAAAAAACAGGUAUAUAUAGAGCACCAAGAUCUACAGGUCUAGUUAACUUAAAUGGAUAUCUAUCUUCAAAACUUCCAGAUAGGGAAAAAUCUUCUUUACCUCCUGGAUGUAAUUUUGUUAAUGAAAGCAAAAAUUAUAAUAAAAAGAAAAAAAAAAAAAGAAGUUCAAAAAGUAAACAAAAGAGAGAGACAUUCUAA
Plasmodium gaboni is the source of this 335-nucleotide messenger RNA. RefSeq names its product putative eukaryotic translation initiation factor eIF2A. The annotation marks the transcript as partial. Lineage: Eukaryota; Apicomplexa; Aconoidasida; Haemosporida; Plasmodiidae. The record is from RefSeq and is a predicted model, not a curated record. The transcript has a single exon.